AUGUCGACGAUCGGAGUCCUGUUCGUGAUCCUCACCGCGGCGUCCACGACAACGGCGACAGCAAACACACUACUGCCCUCCUGCAAAGCAAAGUGCGGCGAUAUCGAGAUCCCCUAUCCGUUCGGCAUCGGCGACGGCUGCUACGCUAAGGAAUACGGAGACUUCAGCGUCAACUGUCUGCACAAUUCCACGGCCCUCUUGAACAAGGGAAAUCUCGAGCUUCUCAACAUCUCCGUGACCGGCGAGCUCCGAAUCAAGGGGUCGAUCGGCUACGACUGCUACGAUCCAAGUGGAAAUAAUACUAGCUUCUUUCCGGCGGUUAAUAUCGCCAAUGGGCCGUUUUCUUUCUCCCACAGGCGGAACAAGUUCUUCGUCCUCGGUUGCGAUACGGAUGCUUAUAUAUGGGACCAAUAUGGCACGCGUUAUUCCGGCGGCUGCAUGUCCUACUGCGAGACAUACGACGGGUUCAGGGACAUGCCGGACCCCAGCAGCUGCUCGGGCUUGGGCUGCUGCGGGGUUUCCAUUCCCAGGGGCAUCAAGAACUAUACAACCCGGAUACAAACCUACUACAAAUAUGCCUACUCCAUGGAUUUCAACCAUUGUGGGUUCAUUUUCCUGGCCGAGCAGGAUCAAUACGCUUUCAAUAUCUCUGAUCUGAGAUCUGAUAGAUUUUCGAAACGAACCCUGCCGGCCGUUCUCGACUGGUCCAUUGGUAGUCAAACCUGCGAGGAAGCCAAGAAGAACACGACCGUCCCGUACGCGUGCCGCAGCGACAACAGCCAUUGCAUCAAGUCGAACAACGGCGUGGGAUACCUCUGCAACUGCUUGGACGGCUACCAGGGGAAUCCGUACCUCCCAGAUGGCUGCCAAGGUAUGAACGAGACGCCGCAAUUUGUUCGGCUAUCGGCCGGAAGACGGGAUAGCUAUUAUUCUCAAGUUCGGCCUACAAUGUAUUUGAUCGAUCUUCUUGACUCUCCGACGAUGCCCUGUAGAUAUCGACGAAUGCGUCCAAAGCCCAAAUGUCUGCCCAUCGAACGCAACCUGCAUCAACACGGAGAGCGGGUACAACUGCACUUGCCCAGAAGGCUACCGAUUGAAUAUGAAUUUCACGGGGGGAUGCGAAGGUAAGAUUUCGGCGGUCCCUGCGAUCAACGGUUCAAGGGAGGGGGAAUCGGUGAAAUAUCUAAUGGAAUGACAAAUCUCUUGGAAAGUUAACCGCCGAAGGGUAGGAUCAUUCUAAUUGGUUCUUCUUUUUCCCUGUGUAACUUGUCGCAUCCAUGAGAAUGUAGAUAUUAAUGAAUGCCAGCGGAACCCAUGUUCACCCGGCGAGUACUGCGAGAACACAGAGGGAGGCUACGAAUGCAAGAGCGGCGGCAUAUCGUUGCCUUUGAAGUUGGGUCUCGGUAAGGGGAUUUAUUUCACUCAUCCAUGCGAUGGGCCCAUUUCCUUUCCAUUUCGGAAGAUUUCGUCGCUGAGGUCUAUAGCUUUUGCAGGGGUCGGCGGCGGCCUGCUCGUUCUUCUGUCUGCAAGCACCUUGACCUGCUGGGGACGCCAGAGAAGAAACCUUGCCGAUCAGACAAGGAAGGUUGCCGAGUUCAAACAGAGGAUGUUCGAUCACAACGGCGGCCCGUUCCUGCAGCAACAUAUGUCUUCUCAGCCGGGAAAUACGUUCAGGAUAUUUACGGAAGUGGAUCUGGCCAAGGCCACCAACGGCUUCGCCGACGACCAGAUCAUCGGGCGAGGAGGCCACGGGGUGGUGUACCUGGGAAGGCUGGAGGAUGACACCCCGGUCGCCGUCAAGAAGUCAAAGAUGAUGGACGAGAGGGAGAGCAAGGAAUUCGCCCGGGAGAUGGCCAUCCUCUCGCAAAUCAACCACGUCAACGUUGUGAAGAUUCUGGGUUGCUGCGUAGAAGUGGAAGUCCCCAUGCUGGUCUACGAAUUCGUUCCAGGAGGUACGCUGUUCGAGGUCAUUCAUCGCCGGAACGAGAGGACAACGAUCUCCCUGGAGGUCAGGCUGAGGAUCGCCACAGAGGUCGCAGAAGCGCUGGCAUACCUGCACUCCUACGCUUCCCCUCCAAUUCUUCACAAGGACGUCAAGACGUCUAACAUACUGCUAGAGAAGGACCACAGAGCCAAGAUCUCCGAUUUUGGUGCUUCUUCCUUCACACCGUUGGACGAAACAGAGAUCGCCACAGUGGUUCAGGGGACCUGCGGGUACCUCGAUCCCGAGUAUCUCCAGACCUACCAAUUCAGCGAGAAAAGCGACGUGUACAGCUUCGGGGUGGUCCUCGUCGAGCUUCUGACGCGAAGGAAGCCACUCCACCUCCAAGGCCCCGAAGACGAGAGGAGCCUCGCCGUGAGCUUUGUGUCCUUGUUGAGCCAAGACAAGCUGGAGAGCAUUUUGGACCCACAGGUGUUGUCGGAAGGUGACGCAGAGAUGCUGAGGGAGGUCGCUGAGCUCGCAGGCCGAUGCUUAAGAGUGACGCGAGAGGACCGUCCAACCAUGAAAGACGUUUCGAUGGCCCUCCACUUCCUGGGGCCAUCUCGCGGGCACCCCUGUGUUCCGCAACACGCUCCGGAGGAGGCAGAGAGUCUCCUAAACGGCGAGCAGUCGACGGGGUAUUACAGCGCCGAUGUCGCCAGCCGCUCUUUGAGCGGGAAGAACCACGCAAUCAUUGAGAUAGAGACAGGUAGAUGA
This is a messenger RNA of Spirodela intermedia, 2698 nucleotides long. The record is from the annotation of a GenBank genome assembly. NCBI's taxonomy places the organism in Eukaryota, Viridiplantae, Streptophyta, Magnoliopsida, Alismatales, Araceae.